UCGCCGCCGCCGGGCCGCCCGGGUCCUUUUAAAGGGUCCGGGGUGCGGGCCCCGAGCGGGAGCGCCCAGCACGGGCUGCGCUCUUAAAGGGCCAGCCCGAGCCGCGCGGGAGGGGGGCGGGGGCAGCGGUAAGUGAGGCGCGGACCGGGCCGGCCGCGGAGAGCCCCCCACUCCCGCGCCGAGGCGGCGGCGGCGGCGGCGGCGGCGCGACGAAGAAGAUGAUGAAUACAUUGCAAAGUUUUUUUGGCCCCGGCGAGGGGUGUCAGAUUGAGUGCUCUGUGCGCAUGUGCGAAGGUGUCCAAACUGACAAUACUGGAGAGAUGAAGAUAGUGUGUAGCCGCUCCUGGACUCGAGGAGGAGGAGAGAGAUUCCGCGCGCCGGCACCAUGCGCUCCAAGGCGCGGGCGAGGAAGCUAGCCAAAAGCGACGGCGACGUUGUAAAUAAUAUGUACGAGCCUGACCCGGACCUGCUGGCCGGCCAGAGCGCCGAGGACCAGACAGAAGACAGCAUCAUGUCACCCAUCCCCAUGGGGCCGCCGUCACCCUUCCCCACGAGCGAGGACUUCACUCCCAAAGAGGGCUCGCCCUACGAGGCCCCCGUCUACAUCCCCGACGACAUCCCGGUGCCCCCCGACUUCGAACUCCGAGAGUCCUCCAUCCCGGGUGCCGGCCUGGGCAUCUGGGCCAGGAAGAGGAUGGAAGCCGGUGAGAGGUUCGGGCCCUACGCGGCAGCACCCCGGGCGGCACUCAAGGAGACGGGCUUCGGCUGGGAGCACGUGCUGGCAGAGGUGGACGCGUCCCCGCAGGAGAGCUGCAUCCGGAAGCAGAUCUCCGAGGACCUGGGCACUGACAAGUUCCUGGACGCCCGGCACGCGGCGGCGGGCAGCUGGCUCAAGUACAUCCGCGUGGCCUGCUCCUGUGAUGACCAGAACCUCACCAUGUGUCAGAUCAACGAGCAGAUUUACUACAAGGUCAUCAAGGACAUCGAGCCGGGUGAGGAGCUGCUGGUGCAUGGGAGGGAAGGCGCCUAUGCCCUGGGUGCAGUGCCACCAGCUCUUGAUGAGGAGCCUGCGUUCCGUUGUGAUGAGUGUGAUGAGCUCUUCCAGUCCAAGCUGGACCUGCGACGCCACCAGAAGUACGCGUGCGGCGUGGUGGGGGCCACACUGGACGAGGGCCUGGGCCAGGGGCUGCAGCCUCCAGGCCUCGGCGGCGGGGGCGGCGACGGGCAGGCCCACGAGUGCAAGGACUGCGAGCGGAUGUUCCCGGACAAGUACAGCCUGGAGCAGCACAUGGUCGUGCACACCGAGGAGCGUGAGUACAAGUGUGACCAGUGCCCCAAAGCCUUCAACUGGAAAUCCAACCUCAUUCGCCACCAGAUGUCCCACGACAGCGGCAAGCGCUUCGAAUGUGAAAACUGCGUGAAGGUGUUCACAGACCCCAGCAACCUACAGCGGCACAUCCGCUCGCAGCACGUGGGAGCGCGGGCCCAUGCCUGCCCCGACUGUGGCAAGACCUUCGCCACGUCUUCAGGCCUCAAGCAACACAAACACAUCCACAGCACGGUCAAGCCCUUCAUAUGCGAGGUCUGCCACAAGUCCUACACGCAGUUCUCCAACCUGUGCCGGCACAAGCGCAUGCACGCCGACUGCCGUACGCAGAUCAAGUGCAAGGACUGCGGCCAGAUGUUCAGCACCACCUCGUCCCUCAACAAGCACCGGCGCUUCUGCGAGGGCAAGAACCAUUACACCCCCGGCGGCCUCUUUGCCCCAGGCCUGCCCUUGACCCCAGGCCCCGUGAUGGACAAGGCAAAGGCCUCCCCGAACCUCAACCACGCCGGCCUGGGCUUCGGGGAGUACUUCCCCUCCAGGCCGCACCCCGGCAGCCUCCCCUUCUCCGCAGCGCCCCCGGCCUUCCCGGCUCUCACGCCCGGCUUUCCUGGCAUCUUCCCCCCAUCGCUGUACCCCCGGCCACCACUGCUCCCUCCCACGCCGCUGCUCAAGAGCCCACUGAACCACACCCAGGACGCCAAGCUCCCCAGUCCCCUGGGGAACCCGGCCCUGCCCCUGGUCUCGGCAGUGGGCAGCAGCAGCCAGGGCACCACAGUGGCGUCCGCGGGGGCCGAGGAGAAGCUGGAAGGCCGCCUGGAGGAGGCGCUGGCGGAGAAGUUCAAGGCCAGGAGCAGCGACCUGUCGGACGGCAGUGACUUCGAGGACAUCAACACCACCACGGGCACCGACCUGGACACCACCACGGGCAGCGGCUCAGACUUGGACAGCGACCUGGACAGCGAUCGUGACAAGGGCAAGGCCGCCGAGGGCAAAGCGGCCUUCGGAGGUGGCCCAGCGCCCGCGGGCAUGGCCAACAGCGUGCCCGAGGUGCCCGUCUUCUACUCCCAACACUCCUUCUUCCCGCCGCCCGACGAGCAGCUGCUGACGGCCUCGGGCGCCGCCGGGGACUCCAUCAAGGCCAUCGCGUCCAUCGCCGAGAAGUACUUCGGGCCCGGGCUGAUGGGCAUGCAGGAGAAGAAGCUGGGCGCGCUGCCUUACCACUCGGUCUUCCCCUUCCAGCUGCUGCCCAGCUUCCCCCACUCCCUCUACCCCUUCACGGACCGCGCCCUCGCCCACAACCUGCUGGUCAAGGCUGAGGCCAAGGCGCCCCGGGACGCCCUCAAGGCCGGAGGCCCCAGCACCGAGUGCCCCUUCGACCUCACCACCAAACCCAAAGACGCCAAGCCCGUCCUUCCCACGCCCAAGGCGCCCUCGGUCCCCGCCUGCGGCGAGGAGCAGCCCCUGGACCUGAGUAUCGGCAGCCGUGCCCGCGCCAGCCAGAAUGGGGGCACCCGGGAGCCACGCAAGAACCACGUGUAUGGCGAGCGAAAGCCGGGAGCCGGCGGCGAGGGGCUGCCCAAGGCGUGCCCAGCGCAGCUGCCCCAGCAGCCCUCGCUGCACUAUGCCAAGCCCUCGCCCUUCUUCAUGGACCCCAUCUACAGCAGGGUGGAGAAGCGGAAGGUAGCGGACCCCGUGGGUGUCCUGAAGGAGAAGUACCUUCGACCAUCACCACUGCUCUUCCACCCCCAGAUGUCAGCCAUCGAAACCAUGACGGAGAAGCUGGAGAGCUUCGCGGCCAUGAAAGCCGACGCGGGCAGCGCCCUGCAGCCCCUCCCCCACCACCCCUUCAACUUCCGGUCACCACCCCCGACGCUCUCGGACCCCAUCCUGCGGAAGGGCAAGGAGCGGUACACGUGUAGGUACUGCGGGAAGGUCUUCCCCAGGUCAGCAAACCUCACAAGACACCUGAGGACGCACACCGGGGAGCAGCCAUACAGGUGUAAGUACUGUGAUCGCUCCUUCAGCAUCUCGUCCAACCUGCAACGGCACGUGCGUAACAUCCACAACAAGGAGAAGCCCUUCAAGUGCCACCUGUGCAACCGCUGCUUCGGGCAGCAGACCAACCUGGACCGGCACCUCAAGAAACACGAACACGAGAGUGUGCCAGUGAGCCAGCCCUCGGGGGCACUCACGAACCACCUGGGGACCAGCGCCUCCUCCCCCACCUCCGAGUCGGACAACCACGCCCUGCUGGACGAGAAGGAGGACUCGUACUUCUCCGAAAUCAGGAACUUCAUCGCCAACAGCGAGAUGAGCCAGGCGUCUGCACGGACAGAGCAGCGGCCUGAGGUCGAGGACCUGGACGGGAGCCCCCAGUGUCCAGGCUUAGCCGGCGAGAAGCCGGAGGAGGAGGAGGAGGAAGAGGAGGAGGAAGACGAGGACAGCCUGGCGGGGAAGUCGCAGGAAGACGUGGCGUCACCCGUGCCCGAGCCCCAGGGUGUCUACGAGGAGGAGGAGGAAGAGGAGGAGCCACCACCGGCCUUGGCCGGGGGCUUCGACCACACCCGGAGGUGUGAUGAGGAGCCGGAAGGCGGCCUGUUAGCUUUGGAACCAAUGCCGACCUUUGGCAAGGGGCUGGAUCUCCACAGAGCGGCAGAGGAAGCAUUUGAAGUUAAAGAUGUGCUUAAUCCCACCCUAGAUUCUGAGGCUUUAAAGCAGACCCUGUACAGGCAGGCUAAGAACCAGGCGUACGCAAUGAUGCUGUCCCUGUCUGAGGACACUGCACUCCACACGCCCUCCCAGGGCUCGCUGGGCGCCUGGCUGAACAUGACCGGAGCGGCCUCGGAGCCCGGCACCUUCCACCCCGUCAAGCACCUCUGAUGGGCCCAGGGCCCAGGCUGCGGUCCAGCUGUGCAGGAUGAAGGCAGCAGAGGCCAGGGAGAAGCCCCCUGUCGCCUGCUCCCGGCCGUGCCCCAGCAGCCGUCCCCUGCCCACGAGGUUCGCAUGCAACUUUCCCGAAGAAGACUCACGCCGAGGCCACAGGCCCUGGAGCCAAGGCCAGGAGGGGCUCCACCUCACCCUUGGAAGCCACCCUGGGAGCCGCCACCCAGCCCCGGCCCUGGCACGGGCAGCAGCCUCAACCCUGGGCAGGGACUGAGCGGGGGCCCACGGGGCGGGGCGCGUCGCCGAAGGGACAGCUCUGGAGAGAGAUGGCACAACCGAUUUUUAUAACCAGAAUGAGAAUGAUGCUUUUGGUAAUCUUACUGACUACAGAGUCUAUUUAAGCAUGUGGGUUUUAAAAAUAGACAGUAUUUUUUAAAAAUCAAAAAAGAAAACCGACUUGCAAAUUGUUUUUUAAGAGUAAUUUUGCAUUGCUUUGACGGUCCGGCUCAUCGGCCGCCCCGGGUCAGCCUGGGCGCCAGCUCAGGCACGGGUGUGCUGUUUAUACUGUAGAUAAUGGGGCGUUUUCUAGCUCCGAUCCUGUUUGUACAAGCCACGUUGAUCCUGGCACCCGAGGCCAAAUGCGGGGUACAGACUGUAUCGAGGCGUCCCAGACGCCAGGCCCGGGCCGCGGGCCUACCUGAGGCCAGGACUGGGAAGCUGUGUGACUGUGUGACAGAAAUUGCAGCUGCAGGGGACUCCGUGGGCCCCAGUGCUACCCAGCACACACAGGGCCCCUGGCCACCGCCUGAAGGCCAGACCUGUUGGCCAUGCUCUGGGUCGGCGGCCACCCUGCCCCUCCACC
Ochotona princeps (American pika) is the source of this 5072-nucleotide messenger RNA. RefSeq names its product PR/SET domain 16 (gene PRDM16). Bases 386 to 4207 code for a protein of 1273 amino acids. Gene Ontology annotation, cellular component: nucleus. The transcript has 17 exons. Gene Ontology annotation, molecular function: histone H3K9 methyltransferase activity; protein binding. The record is from RefSeq and is a predicted model, not a curated record. Lineage: Eukaryota; Metazoa; Chordata; Mammalia; Lagomorpha; Ochotonidae.